AUGAGCAGCUCACUGGAAGGCUCAAAGCUUAAGCUUAUUCCGGCCAGGGACAUACUUUGCCCUCCUCGCGCUCGUAUUUGGCUACCUGUGAUGGACUUAAGCGGUGCAGAUGUGCUGAAAUACUUAAACUCACACAACCCUGCGGUGCCGAUAGACGACUGGGCAAUCGUGAAGGCAGAAAAACCGCAAAAGAGCAGCAUGUCAUUCGUUCUACAGGUCAACGAUGAUACAAUACUAAAAAAAUCGGAUAACAAGAUGCGGCUUGGUCUACGAAAGGCCAAACUGAAAAUUUUCAAAGCAGACAGCAAUGAAAAUAAGAAUGACCUAGAUGAGGUCGACAGCAAUAUACAGCUAGAAAAGCUGUACCUAGCUGAAGACGACAACAAACCCGAUGCCUAG
Molecule: messenger RNA, 399 nt
Organism: Anastrepha obliqua
Lineage: Eukaryota; Metazoa; Arthropoda; Insecta; Diptera; Tephritidae
Exons: 1
Coding region: 1-399 (132 amino acids)
Source: RefSeq, a predicted model, not a curated record